This is a messenger RNA of Actinia tenebrosa (Australian red waratah sea anemone), 681 nucleotides long. RefSeq lists its product as uncharacterized. The record is from RefSeq and is a predicted model, not a curated record. NCBI's taxonomy places the organism in Eukaryota, Metazoa, Cnidaria, Anthozoa, Actiniaria, Actiniidae.
CAUUUUAGAUCAGCACCGUUCCAUGCUGCAACGAAUGGACAAGCAGAAAGAUUCGUGCAAACCUUCAAACAGAGUAUGAAGGCAAUGAAAUCAGAAUCAGCCUCUUUAAACAAGAAGAUAGCAAAUUUCCUACAGAUGUACCGCAACACACCUCAUGCUACCACUAACGAAACACCUGCCAAAAUGUUCCUUGGUCGAAACAUACGUUCCCGUCUGGAUUUGAUGAAGCCAGAUGUAAAAAGCACAGUGCAGCAGAAACAAAUGAAGAAAGCACUCGAGAAGAAGACACCUAUACGCUUGUUUGAUAAUGGACAGCCAGUGAUAGUUCGAGACUACAGAGGACAAGACAAGUGGGUUAAUGGAACCAUCAACACACAACUAGGACCAUUGAUGUAUGAAGUCAAAACAGACGCUGGAAGUUAUUGGAGAAGGCACACAGACCAAAUCCAAGAAAGGAAGCAUGAUGAAAAUUACAGCGACCCCCAACCAAGACCAGAAGAUGUCUGCCCAGCAGUAGUAAAACAGCCAUCAGUCAGCACAGCCCAGACAAGCAAGACAGUUACCCCCGCUAAGAGCAACAUGGCGCAAGAAGGACAAGGCAAAGGGCAUCGACACCCAACAAGGCACAGAAGCUCACCAAAACAUUAUAUGUAUGAACAACAUUAGGGCAGUCAUAAGAGA